CGCCUCUCCCCGAGUUUGUGGAAGGUCAGGGGGGGCCGCGCAGCGUCGGGAAGGCCUGGGAGCGGUGCUGGGGGUUGCUUCGGAGUUGGCGACGGGCAGGAGGGCAGGGCAGGACCCGAUGGCUCGUCCGAGGCCCCGCGAAUACAAAGCUGGAGAUCUGGUUUUCGCCAAAAUGAAAGGCUACCCGCACUGGCCGGCCAGGAUUGACGAACUCCCCGAGGGAGCCGUGAAGCCCCCUGCAAAUAAGUACCCCAUCUUCUUUUUCGGGACUCAUGAAACUGCAUUUCUGGGGCCUAAAGAUCUCUUCCCAUAUAAAGAAUAUAAAGACAAGUUUGGGAAAUCGAACAAACGAAAAGGAUUUAACGAAGGCCUGUGGGAAAUCGAAAACAACCCCGGUGUCAAGUUUACUGGAUACCAGGCAAUUCAGCAGCAAAGUUCAUCAGAAACUGAGGGGGAAGGAGGGAAUACGGCAGACGCCAGCAGCGAGGAGGAAGGUGACCGGGUAGAAGAGGACGGGAAAGGCAAAAGAAAGAACGAAAAAGCGGGCUCAAAACGGAAAAAAUCCUACACUUCGAAGAAAUCUUCCAAGCAGUCACGGAAAUCUCCUGCAGAUGAAGAUGACAAGGACUGCAAAGAGGAAGAAAACAAGAGCAGCUCCGAUGCUGGGGAAGCAGGAAACGACACAAGAAACACCUCUUCAGACUCGCAGAAAACUAGUGAAGGGACUUAACCAACAUAUUGACUGCUGCAUAUUAAGGGAAGACACAAGAA
Lacerta agilis (Sand lizard) is the source of this 771-nucleotide messenger RNA. It is a transcript of the gene HDGFL3, whose product is annotated as HDGF like 3. Gene Ontology annotation, biological process: regulation of transcription by RNA polymerase II. The coding region runs from base 119 to 730 and encodes 203 amino acids. Gene Ontology annotation, cellular component: nucleus. NCBI's taxonomy places the organism in Eukaryota, Metazoa, Chordata, Lepidosauria, Squamata, Lacertidae. The transcript is spliced from 6 exons. The record is from RefSeq and is a predicted model, not a curated record. Gene Ontology annotation, molecular function: transcription coregulator activity; double-stranded DNA binding.